AUCCAACCUUUAAAUUUGGUUCUACUUCAACCCCACUUUGCUCUUUUCCUCUCCAAAAAAAUACCAGACGCCAUUACAACAAUCUUCUUAGACCGCCAUCCUCAAUCAAACCCAGAAAAACAAAACUUACAAAAAGCACAAAAAACCUACACAAAAACACAUCUCAAAGCUUCAUAGAAUAAAAAAAAUUGACCUUUUGAGUGGAAAAAAAAAAAAAAAAGAAGUUUCAUUUUUUCUGUUAUGUAAAUGCAUCAGCAAAAUCUUGAAGUUAAGAUAGGUCAAGAACAACACUGUGACCUUCAAAUCCCAAUCCCAAAACAAUCAACCCCAUCAGAGAAUUUUUCCAAAAUUAAUCUUCAAAUCAAGAUCCCAUCACCAGAUUCUUCAACCAAUCAGAUUCACUUUAUAAAUGAACCCUUUUGUCAGAAUCAAUCACCAAACAAAACCCUUUUGUCAACACCUCAUAAAAGGCCUAUAAUGUCUCAAAGUUCCAAUCUUUAUCACUCUCCAACACAUCAAACCCAUUUUAAAGUUCCAAUCUUGAAGUCAAACAAUUCUUCAAAAAAUCAGUCUUUUUUAUGUCCUUGUUCUGUUUCUGUGUUAUUAGCCACAAAAAGAAUUACUCUUAAGCUGAUUCAUCACUCUUGUCAUAUUUCUUGGAUUAGAGUUCAUUUGAAGCUUUUUAUUUUGCUUUCUUUGCCUUCACUUUACCUGUUGACUUCAACUCAUUACUGGGGUUCUUUUCUUUACUUUCUUUUUAUUAUUACUGCUAUAAUACUAGCUUUUCUUGUGAUUUCACUUUGUGUAACUCUCCCUUGUGUUCCUUCUAUCCGUACAUUUCUUGCUAGAACUUUGUCUAUUAAUCUUCAUUCAUCACCUACUGCCUCAAAGAAUCGACCUUCAGUUGUUUGGUCAAUAGGAUCAAAGCCUAAACCAGAAAGGAAGCCGAUUUCGGGGUGUUGGGUGCAAGUUUACAGCAAUGGUGAUGUUUAUGAGGGUGAAUUUCAUAAAGGGAAAUGUUCAGGAAGUGGGGUUUAUUACUAUCGUUUGAGUGGGAGGUAUGAGGGUGAUUGGAUUGAUGGGAAGUAUGAUGGAUACGGGGUUGAAACAUGGACGAAAGGGAGCCGGUAUAGAGGGCAAUAUAGGCAAGGAUUGAGACAUGGAGUUGGGAUGUAUAGGUCUUAUACAGGGGAUUUGUAUGCUGGGGAGUGGUGUAGUGGGCAGUGUCAUGGUUCUGGAGUUCAUACUUGUGAAGAUGGAAGCAGUUAUACCGGGGAGUUUAAGUGGGGUAUCAAACAUGGAUUGGGUCAUUACCAUUUCAGAAAUGGGGAUGCAUAUGCUGGAGAGUAUUUUGCGGAUAAGAUGCAUGGUUUUGGAGUAUACCAUUUUGGAAAUGGACAUCGCUAUGAAGGAGCGUGGCAUGAGGGUAAGAGGCAAGGAUUUGGCAUUUACACUUUCAGAACUGGGGAAACUCAGUCUGGUCACUGGCAGAAUGGGGUUCUUAAUGUUUCAACUAGUCUUGCCGCCCUCCCUCGAUCUCCUUCUGCAGUCGACCAUUCUAAAGUGCUUCAUGCAGUCCAGGAAGCGAGACAAGCUUCUGAGAAAGCUAUCAAUGUGACGAAGGUGGAUGAAAGAGUAAAACGAGCAGUUACAGCCGCCAACAAGUCCGCCACUGCAGCAAGAGUAGCAGCUGUGAAAGCUGUCCAAAACCAAAUACAUCACAACGGAGAUAGUUGCCAUUCACCACUAGCAGUUGUGUAAACCCUUCGGUUGGCAGAAGCUAUGACUUUCCACUCUCCCAUCAGUCUUAUUUUUAGAUACUGAGACUGAAACUUCCGGGGACUUACUUGGAACCACAACAGGCAACUAGCUGAUUGAGGAGCAAGUUUAUCGUCCCCUUCGUUAGGCUUUAAUAAUAUGCAUAUAUAGUGGCCCCUCGUAUAGGAGCUAAGAGAGCAAAAACCUCCAGAUGUAAGUAGGUGUUUUAUCUUUCCUUAUUUUGUUGCUCUCUAGUAAAAUGUAGAUAGUUUCCUGCGUUUUGUGUUUGCCAUAAUAGAAUGGCCAAGUUACUGCAUGUUUACUAAGCAUAUAUCCCAAAGGGAUCACCAAUGUAAUGUUGUAUAAAGUAAUAUCUAAACAUAUGCUGUAUUAACGAAUGA
Molecule: messenger RNA, 2159 nt
Organism: Nicotiana attenuata
Lineage: Eukaryota; Viridiplantae; Streptophyta; Magnoliopsida; Solanales; Solanaceae
Exons: 3
Coding region: 247-1761 (504 amino acids)
Source: RefSeq, a predicted model, not a curated record